AUGGCACAAAGCUGGGUGAGACAACAUGACGACGCUUUUCAAGGUAUUCUGGGACCCAGCCCACAGUUGCAUGUCCUCAUCGAGGUAGACGAGUACCCAUUUGCUCACGAGGCUGGCGUUUUCAUCCCUGACACCAACGAGCUUUUCAUCACCAGUAACCAGUUCUCUGGUCCCUCGGGGGAAAGAAAGGUCCAAAUCUCAAAAUGCGUGCUGGACAGAUCAACAGGCCGCAUGACUCGCGAAGAAAUCUCGAAUGAGUUAAUUCAAAUGGCCAAUGGCGGCGUCAAUUUCCACGACGGGAUCCUGUUCUGCGCUCAGGGGUCAAUGACCGCGCCCAGCGGGCUUUUUCGGAUGGCCAGCAAGCCACCUUACGAUACCGCCCCUGUCGUCACGAGCUUCCUUGGCCGACCUUUUAAUUCCGUCAAUGACGUUGUCGUCCAAUCGGACGGCAGUAUAUGGUUUACAGAUCCCAUAUAUGGUUUCGAGCAAGGCUACAGACCCCCGCCUUCCUUGCCAAGUCAGGUCUAUCGAUACGAUCCAUCUUCUCAGGGCAUACGCGCCAUGGCAGAUGGCUUCGGUCGGCCCAAUGGGCUUUGCUUUUCGCCAGACGAAACGACACUAUACGUAACAGACACAGACAGAGUUCAUGGAGACGGCUCAGUUGAUGAUUCUCGCGUGUCGUCAAUAUACGCUUUCGAUAUUGUGCAGUACCAUGGCCAACCGAGCCUGGUGAACCGGCGGCUAUUUGCCAUGGCAGAUGCCGGUAUCCCUGACGGCAUCAAGUGUGAUAUGACUGGAAAUGUAUAUAGUGGGUGUGGCGACGGGCUCAACGUCUGGUCGCCUGGUGGGUUUCUCCUGGGCAAGAUCCUGGUUGAUGGUGGUUGUGCAAAUUUUUGUUUCGGGCGAGACGGCGAGGUCUUCAUCCUCAAUGAACAUAGGCUGUGGCGUGCUCAAUUAGCGCCCACUGUCAAGGGUGCAUUAUUGAAAAUCUAG
This is a messenger RNA of Pestalotiopsis fici W106-1, 993 nucleotides long. RefSeq lists its product as uncharacterized. Lineage: Eukaryota; Fungi; Ascomycota; Sordariomycetes; Amphisphaeriales; Sporocadaceae. The transcript is spliced from 2 exons. Bases 1 to 993 code for a protein of 330 amino acids. The record is from RefSeq and is a predicted model, not a curated record.